AUGGCGUACAGGCAAACCACCACCAAGACGACCUUUGAGGUCAACAAUGUCAUCCAGCCUAUCUUCACAGGAGGUUCCGUCGCCCUCGACAAUGGCGCUAGGAUCCUCGCGACCACCCUCGGCGAGCAGGCCGUCCUCACAGAGCUCAACACCGGCAAGCAGCUCGCCGAGAUCGAGGGCGAUGGAGAGCCCAUCUCGACCCUCACAAUCACCCCUUCGGCCUCCCACCUGAUCAUCUGCUCUCGCUCUCUUACUAUGCGCAUAUACUCCCUGAAGGUUUCACCAGAUUACGAUUCCAUCGAAGCCACCCUUGUACGCACCACCAAGCCCCACGCCACCCCCGUCGUUGUCCUCGCCGUCGACCGAACCAGCACCCUCCUCGCCACUGGUGCUGCCGACGGCGCCAUCAAGAUCUGGGAUAUUGUCGGAGGAUACGUUACCCAUACCGUCAGCGGCCCGAGUGUCCUUAUUUCUGCCCUUCACUUCUUCGAGAUCGCCGCUCUCGAGGACCAAUCCAGCAACAAGAACAAGAAGAACAGGAGAAAGAGCACAGCGGAUGAGGACCAAACUCAGGAUGACAGCAUCGCUUCCAAGUUCCGCCUUGCCUACGGCACACAGGACGGCAAGAUUCGGGUAUUCGAUCUCAGCAAACGCAAGACCUACCCCGUUUACGCCGACCCGAAUUCGAGGAGAGAAGCGCACGAGUCCAACGUACAGAGCCUUGACUAUUCGCCAGAACUACAUGCCCUUCUCAGCGGCAGCAGAGACAAGACGAUGACAGUAUGGCUAUGGAAGGAGGGGGCUUGGAGGGGAACACCCAUGUUGCGCCACGAAGGCGUCGAAGCUGUUGGCUUCCUUAACAACGGAAGCUUGAUGUAUUCGGCCGGCACGAGUGGCCUUCUCAGGCUAUGGGACACAACCACACACCAAGAGAUUACAGCAAAGCAAGACGCCAAGUCGGAAGCCGAGUCGAUAGUAUCAGCCUUUGCUCUGCCCCACAAGAACCUCGUUGUUUGCGCCCAGUCCGACUUUACUAUCGCCCUCUACCGCACACCUUCGGCCGCCGAUGCCGCGAAGAAGUCGACGAAGCCCCUGGACCCCUUCAGGCGCAUCUCGGGAACGCACGACGAAAUUCUCGACCUCGUUUACCUCUUGCCCGAUCAGUCUCUCAUGGCUCUUGCGACCAACUCCGAAGAUAUCAGACUUGUCUCUGUGGCGGAUAAGCAGCCGCAGCUGGGCGAGGAGGAGGAGGGUGCGGCAUACUUUGGUCAUGACGUAGCUCUGCUGAAGGGACAUGAGGAUAUUGUCAUGUCUCUCGACGUUGACUGGUCUGGUCACUGGGUUGCCAGUGGUGCCAAGGAUAACACAGCUCGUCUCUGGAGGGUCGACCCAGCCAACAACUCCUUUGAGUGCUAUGCAGUCUUCACCGGUCACAUCGAAUCCGUCGGCGCUGUCGCACUCCCCAAGACCGUACCCCCCGAGAACUCGGAUGCGUUCAAGAACCCUCUCGACCACCCACCCGCGUUCCUCAUCUCCGGUUCCCAGGAUCGGUUCGUUCAGAAGCGCGACAUUCCCCGAACAUCACAAAAGGGAGCUGUCUCAACCAGUCUCCGUCGCUUAGCCCACGAGAAGGAUAUCAACGCUCUCGACAUCAGCCCCGAUGGAAAGCGCUUUGCCUCGGCAUCACAAGACAAGGCGGUCAAAAUCUGGGAUUCCGCGACACUGGAAGUCGUGGGUAUCCUCAAGGGUCACCGCAGGGGUGUCUGGACUGUCCGGUUCGCGCCUCUGGGCAUGCCCGCCAUCCAAGGCGAGACUGGCACCGCCGUCUCCGGCAAGGGUGUGAUCUUGACCGGUUCCGGUGACAAGACCAUCAAGCUUUGGAAUCUCUCCGACUACACCUGCCUGCGCACCUUCGAGGGCCACUCUCACAACGUCCUCAAGGUUGUCUGGCUACGCCUUCCCAAGGCCGCCGACGGCGAAGACGAGGCUGCUGCUGCCGCCUCCAAGGCCAAGCAGCGCAUUCAGUUCGCGUCUGCGGGUGCCGACUCCCUCGUCAAGGUCUGGGACGCCAACCUGGGCGAGACCGAGUGCACGCUCGACAACCACGAGGAUCGUCUCUGGACGCUCACUGCGCACCCCAAGACCAACAUGCUUGUGUCUGGUGGUUCCGACUCCCGUGUAACCUUCUGGAAGGAUACCACGGCCGAGACCCACGCUGCCGCCUCCUCCGCCGCCCUCAAGCUCGUCGAGCAGGAGCAGCAGCUCGAGAACUACAUCCACGCCGGCGCCUACCGUGACGCCAUCAUCCUGGCCCUGCAGCUCAACCACCCCGGUCGUCUGCUGGGUAUCUUCACCAAUGUGGUGACCACCAACGCCCCCGAAGAGGGCUCUCUCUCCGGUAUCAAGGCCGUUGAUCAGGUGCUUGGUAAUCUCUCGGACGAGCAGAUCUUCCUUCUCCUCCUGAGGUUGCGCGACUGGAACACCAACGCGCGCACGGCUCCUGUGGCGCAGCGCAUCCUCUGGGCGCUCGUCCGACUAUACCCUGCCGGCAAGUUCUCCAACCUAUCGGUCAAGGGCGCGAGGGGUCAGAAGAGUUUGAAGGAGGUUCUCAAUGCGUUGAGGGUGUAUACCGAGAGGCACUAUAAGCGCACGGAAGAGCUGGUCGAUGAGAGUUACCUUGUCGAGUACACUCUGCAGGAGAUGGAGAGCUUGGCGCCCUCGGCGGUCGAAGAGAAGGAUGGUGAUUUGGCCAUGGCUGAUGCGUAG
Sordaria macrospora k-hell is the source of this 2766-nucleotide messenger RNA. RefSeq lists its product as uncharacterized. Lineage: Eukaryota; Fungi; Ascomycota; Sordariomycetes; Sordariales; Sordariaceae. Gene Ontology annotation, molecular function: U3 snoRNA binding; protein binding. Gene Ontology annotation, cellular component: nucleolus; 90S preribosome; small-subunit processome. The record is from RefSeq and is a predicted model, not a curated record. Gene Ontology annotation, biological process: endonucleolytic cleavage in 5'-ETS of tricistronic rRNA transcript (SSU-rRNA, 5.8S rRNA, LSU-rRNA); endonucleolytic cleavage to generate mature 5'-end of SSU-rRNA from (SSU-rRNA, 5.8S rRNA, LSU-rRNA).